Messenger RNA from Peniophora sp. CBMAI 1063, 2910 nucleotides. The record is from the annotation of a GenBank genome assembly. NCBI's taxonomy places the organism in Eukaryota, Fungi, Basidiomycota, Agaricomycetes, Russulales, Peniophoraceae.
AUGGAUUUCCCAGAUAAUUUGGUCCUCUCGACUCUUGUAGAGGAUGCAGGUCUUGAUGGUCUGAGACAUGAGAAGCUACCUCCCAUCAAUCUUCAAUUCUUCGUCCCGCGACUGUCCGAGAAACCACAGGAUCCCAUUGUAGACACCCUCAAGCACAUUCAGAUUGUGCCGUUUCCGUCUCUGAAUUCCCCAGAUAACUUUCCAACCGGACUUCCUCUUCCUGUGCUUGACCUCCCUUCCUCUCCUGUGACGGACACUCCGACCAACUUCUGGAAGCGCGCACUGGAGCAUCGCCCGGAACAGCUGUCUCAUAUCAAAUCAUGGGAUGCUCUACACCCCUCGUUUGAUAAACGGUCUUCCUCUUCACCCUUCCUCUCGGAACAAACAGCAUCAGUAUUCGCGUCAGCGCGCAGAGUCAUGAAUCCGCAAGUAAUUGAUCCUGACGCGUGUAUCGCUUCUACGAACGAGAUCGAGCUCCUCCAAGCCUUGCGAGGUCUGGUCAUCGGCAAUUCCUCUCGCCUCUUUCAGUGGGAUGCAGACCAGGAGAUCUUCAAUCUCGGAGGCUUCUCUGCCGAACGCGAUGCUAGGUUGGUUGUAGAUGGUUGGGAUGCAACAUUAUCUGCUAGCUACCUCAAGCGCUUCAUCAACAUCGGAUGCGCUCUACGACGUUUGGACGUGUUCAUCGACUCUCUUCGCGAAAGCUCGAGCAAAGAUGGUCCAACUAUUCACAGUUUCAGUCAUGCACUUUUGCUUGUUGUGGACAUCUACCGCGAGAAGCUGGCGGCAACUCAAUACGAGACGCUAUGGGACACCAUGUCGUCGCGUCUAUGGGCAGAACUUGAGGAUACAGAAGAUGUUCUACUGGCUUUGAUUGCAUUGUGCGGACGCCCAUUAGAUCGACUGGGUAGUGAAUACCACGAGUUCUCUAGCAGAGCCACCACACUGCUCUCGACCAUAUACGAUCAUCUGCAGGAGAGACGCCUCCAUCAUUCCCCGCGAGUGGUUGUCGCCGUCUUGAGUUACAUCCUCACAAGUACUUCGACCGAGUACUUCGCGAUAUUAGGGGAUUCUGUCAGCUACAAGCGCGAUGAACGCGAGCCACGUCCCAUGGGCUUCGAGGAUGCAGAUGGAGAACCCGACUUCAUAGAAGACUUUGAAGACAGCGACAAGGAACUCGCGGCGCACGAUAAUGAAGACGCGGUAUUCCCCACUUUCUUCCCUUCGGGCACCAUCGAAACCAUCACACGCGCUCGUGUAUCCUUGCAGCUUCUGCGAACGGCCGAGCCCGACCAUCCAUUGCUGCAUGCCGCUCAUGGUCAGAGAUCGGUGCAGUGGGUUUGGACGGUCGAUGAGGUUCAAGAACUAGCGGAUGAUCGACUACAGACACCCAAUACCAUGCCUCAGAGCUUGGACUUUGCUGAAGACACUGUAGACCAGCGCUCCAGAUCUGAAACAACGCUGCGUGAACUUGACCCAGUGGCCCUUGUCCUCGAACAAUUUCGAGUAUUCGAUCGUGAUCCCGGGAACACGACAUCGGACGUUCACGAACCUCACAUCGUCGCGCAGAAGUUCAUAGACACUUUCCCCGAUAAUCUCCCGCCACUCACACCAACGCUCACACACCUAUUCGAUCUCGUCAUAUCGCCACUACUCGAGCACUGCAGCUUCAUCUCUUCUGCUCUCCUCAAAGUCACACUGUCGCCUUUGCGUGCUCUCCAUCUACCCACCCAUCUGCGACUCGUCCGCGACUACCUCUUGCUCACCUCGCCCACCUUCAAGCGCCGACUCGGCCAUGCGUUGUUAUCAGACUCUGAUAACUGGGAGUUUGAGACCAGCUCCUCACUCGCAUUAGCGAAGCGCGCUUCAGGCAGGUCUACUCCUGUAGCCGUUUCUGGGGAUACGUGGGCCGUCGGACUUGGGUUUGGUCUUGUCGAGCGCACAUCAUGGCCUCCCGGUGGUAGUGAUCUGAGCUACUACCUCCGCACCGUCAUAGUGGACUCUCUGGACAUACCGGACACGCUCAGCCACUCUACACUCAACACUGAGCAUCAAGCGCGUGCACGCAUGCUCACAGAAGCGGAGUUCAGGCUUGGUUUCUCGAUCCGCGACCUACCAACUGGUCCUGGUAGAGAUCGAUGGUUGGACCCAUGCUCUAUCGAGGCGUUGGACUUUCUCCUGAUGACCUACAAGGCACCAGCGCCGCUGGAUGUGGUCAUCACCGACAAUGCGCUCUCCAAGUGUCAGCGAAUCUUCACGUUUGCUAUGCGCCUGCUCAGAGUACAACAUGCCUGCAACGCUCUGCAUCGUAUGACGAGGGACUAUCGGUCACCCCUUUUCGAGACGCAUGGCGUCGUCAAUCGGCAACUGCUACACUUCCGCUUCAUGGCUCACAACUUCGUCGAGACGCUCGUCUCGUAUAUCUUUGACGUCGCCAUCCGAGGCAACUACGAUGGGUUCCUCGACCGGCUUGAGACCCCCUCGAUUCCGUUCUCGGACAUCUCGGCCGUAGCCGAAGAGUACUCUGGGAUGCUUGACAAUGUCCUGAGCGCAUGUCUGCUUCGAUCGAGUCAACGCAUGGUCUCGGACCUUCUGCGCGGGUUACUCGAGCUUGUCCUCGACUUCUGCACACUUUGCGGAGAAAUGCGUCGUGGGAACUUGGAGGAGUAUAAAGCGGUGCCGAUCUUUGAAGAGGUGUUUGCGAGGUAUCGUAGGAGGAUGUCAUCGCUCGUAAAUGCCCUCAAGACCAUCGUAGAGAAGCAGUCUUCGUCGUCGUAUCUUCCUGCGGAUUACGCGCAUCUUGCUCUAGGUGCGGAUGAGCGAUUCGCUGCUGGAGCAACUGGAAACCUAUACCAGCUGCUCAUGAGGCUUGACGUCAAUGACUGGAUCAGUAGUCACGCUGAUUCGCCUUGA